This is a messenger RNA of Chaetomium strumarium, 1168 nucleotides long. RefSeq lists its product as uncharacterized. The transcript has a single exon. The annotation marks the transcript as partial. NCBI's taxonomy places the organism in Eukaryota, Fungi, Ascomycota, Sordariomycetes, Sordariales, Chaetomiaceae. The record is from RefSeq and is a predicted model, not a curated record.
UCCACGAAGAUUAUACAUAACGUCAGCAGCGAGAUGUGCCAUCCGGGGUUCGGAAUUGGGAACGGUCGAUCCUUCACUCCGACGUGUACUGUAGUCCAACAUUGCUAACGGUUAUCAUUUGCCGCCUAUCUCCAGCUGUUCUGCGUAAGCAUCAGAAACCAAGAUCGAUUGACGUUUUCAGCACCAGGCUCUCGAUCACGCCAUCCAUAGAGUCCUAUGUCUGGAGUACAUACCACCCGACAGUAGAGGCAUUACACAUCUUGCUUGCGUGGCCCUCCCGUCCCCCCGCCGGGAAACGUUCUGUUAGCGUCAAGUCCAGAUCAUCUGAAAUGUGUCUCGGAGCAUCAGGCGGAGCACGAGCUCGGACAAAGCUUAGCAUGAACUGAUAUGCCAAUGGAACCGUUGGGAUAGGUAUGGUUAGGUACAUGUACGUAGUUAUUGGAUGACCACACAUGCCAACGCUGACGAGCGCUUUCCAGUUCGACAGGGCAGCAGCGCAGGCACAGUGUCGAUUCGUCGCAGGCUUCAAAUCAGCCAGCGACCGGGAGACGGACUUACGGACAAUCUGGAACCUAGUGUAAGCCAGAUCAGCAGGCACGAGCUUCCGCCGUCCCGGUACCCAGCCCAACGGAUUUCCAUCGUCGGCUUAGCCGCUAUCCGGCGACGGGACUGGCACGACCGGGUAGGCUGCUGGAUGCUGCUUGGCCCGUCGAUUCUCGGCGAGACAAUAACGUCAGUACUAGUAGGUCUCCGUGUGCGAAUGCGGUGCAACGGGCCCAUGUCCAGUUCCUCCUCUCUUGGCUGCAUGGCCAACUCCCGUUUCCGUCGGCAUGAAGCCCGGAACGGACUACAGCAGCGUGCAUGCCGGCCGCUGACUGGACGGCACGACAACUCGGCGACCAGGGGAGGUUUCGCACUCAAUAACUGGCAUAAACCACACUGCAAAACUAAGGUACCUAAGUAGUAGCUCCGUACAACCAUGCGAUAUUGCGCACCAGAACACUCUCGCUCCGACCGAGGAUUCGCUCGCACAUGGUGACCGCUGCGGUUGUGUAAGCGCUGGGUGGCGGAUGAUAGGUCCCUCUGAAAAUCGUCGUCGUCAGCAAUUUUUAUGCUCGCCGAGGAAUACGAGCGUGCUCCGGGGGUAGGCCACGGAGCGGCGGAGCAG